This is a messenger RNA of Penicillium malachiteum, 1686 nucleotides long. RefSeq names its product 5'-methylthioadenosine/S-adenosylhomocysteine nucleosidase family protein. Bases 1 to 1686 code for a protein of 561 amino acids. Gene Ontology annotation, molecular function: catalytic activity. The record is from RefSeq and is a predicted model, not a curated record. Gene Ontology annotation, biological process: nucleoside metabolic process. The transcript is spliced from 4 exons. NCBI's taxonomy places the organism in Eukaryota, Fungi, Ascomycota, Eurotiomycetes, Eurotiales, Aspergillaceae.
AUGGGUCUUGAUAAUAACACCUCCACUGUUUCUAACGAAGAUGAUCGUGGCAAAAGAGAGGAGGAAGAAGAGAAGGAGGAUGAGGGCGAGAGCUGCAGAUUCUGCGAUAAAACACAGGUCGUGAAGAGGAAAGCAAGAGACAUGACUGUACACUUCGGUUUAAUCGCCUCAGGUAAUCAGGUGAUUAAGGACACUGCUCUCCGACGUAAACUCAAACAGGAUCUCGACGGACAUGUCCUUUGUGUUGAGAGGGAGGCAGCAGGACUGAUGAACAAUUUCCCCUGCAUCGUCAUCCGAGGAAUCUGUAACUACGCCGACUCUCACAAGAACAAAGACUGGCAGGAAUAUGCUGCAGUCAGGGCUUCGGCCUUUGCCAAGGAAUUGUUGUCAGUUGUACACGCAAGUGAAGUUGCACGAGAUCGACCUAUCAAAGAAAUACUCGGACACGUUCUUGAAACCGUAUCUCAAACGUCAACAAACGUCAACAAAAUGAGAACCCAUCUGGACAAUAUGCAGGAUCUCAGGAUACUUGAAUGGCUCACACCCAUAGACUUUGGCGCUGAACAAAACAAUGUUUUGCCCGAUAUGCCUGGAGCAGGCAAAACUAUCAUCAGCUCAAUUGUAAUCGACCAUCUUGACCAGGAGUUUCAAGCAGAGUCAACGAUUGGUAUCGCAUAUGUCUACUGCAACUUCAGACGACGGAACGAUCAGAAAAUCAACAAUUUGCUAGCAAGUUUACUGAAACAACUAGCCAGACAGUGCCAAUCUUUGCCAAAUAGCGUCAAAAUAGUCUAUGAACACCAUGAACCAAGAGCGACGCGGCCAUCAGUCGCAGAAAUUUUGCUAGCUCUCCAGACUGUAGCCGCUACAUUUUCAAGACUCUUCAUCAUCGUUGAUGCACUUGAUGAAUGUCAAACAUCUAGCCGGUUGCAAUUUUUAUCAGAGCUUUUCAAGCUGCAAUCAGGGUGCAAUGCGAAUAUCCUGGCGACUCCGCAAUUCAUCCCGGACAUUAUGGAUCAAUAUAAGGGCAGCCUUUGGUUGGAGAUCCGUGCGACCGUUGAGGACCUGCGGGAGGAGGUCAAAAGUGCUAUCUCAGAUGCAGCGGAUGGAAUGUUUCUGUUAGCACAAAUUUAUAUUGCUUCCCUCGAGGACAAACUGACCACAAAUGCUAUCCGAAGGUCUUUGACAAACUUCAAAAAGCAAGAUCGAAGUUCAAAUGAAGAGCAAAAAACUGAGAUAUUGGCUCAUGCAUAUGAUCCAGUGAUGGAAAGGAUUGGAAAGCAGCAGACAGGAUUGAAACAACUCGCAGUGAAGGUUUUGUCCUGGAUCACAUGUGCAACCCGCCCACUUCGUGCAUCAGAGCUCAGGUAUGCCGUCGCAAUAAAGCAUGGAGAGUCUCAGUUUGAUGAAGAAGAUAUGCCACAUAUUGAAGAUAUGGUAUCGGUCUGCAUGGGACUCAUUACAAUGGAUGAUGAAAGCAGUAUCGUACGUUUGGUGCACUAUACCACACAAGAGUACUUGCGGGCUCGGAAGGAUUGGCUCUUGAAUGCACACACCAAAAUUGCCAGGUCUUCUGUUACCUGCUUGUCAUUUGGAAUUUUUGAAAUUGGAUGCAGCUUAACUGCGGAGAGUUUGGAUGAGAGGUUACGAUCCACUGCUCUUUAUGGCUAUGCCGCGAAAAAUUAG